CUUCUUCACGGCGCUUUUUUCUUUUCUUUUCUUUUCUUUUCCUGCAACGACCCUGCUUGCUCGUCAUCCUACAAGUUGCAGGAGGAGCGUAUGUAGGGCUCCGUCCGGUCUGGUGCAUAUUGGCCGUGGAAUGUCGAUACCAAGGUCGUGCAGGUGCUACGCUGAGGACAAUAAGGUGAUGUCAAAUCAGGUCCAUGAAGUAGCGGCAAUGCCUUUUCCCCUGGAAUUUCCCCUCGAUCCCUCUCCGGCCUUCCAGCGAUUUACUUGCGCCUAUAUAUACCGUUAGUCUGACUCAGUUGUUCCCCGCAAUUUUCGACUUUGUCUGAAUAUAUCUUUCUUGAUCUCUAUAUUCAGCAAUCGGAUUCGGUAGCACGGCUCUCGCUGUUCGUUCUUUAGGCUAUCAGCCUCACACACGUCAGGAUGGGAGCAGAUAUCGAAAAAGACCACGGAUCGGCGUCUUUACACAGCGUGGCCGCGGAGGAUCUGGGAGACCGUGCCCCUGUGGAGGUAGUCCCAAACUCGAAAUAUAAGCGAUGGGCCGAAAAUAUCAAGGGUCUCGAGACCCGCGGCAUCGAGCCGGUGCCACUUGAGGAACGCUCAGAUCCCAGCUCGACGGCGCUGCUGCAUAUAUUCCUCAUGUGGCUUAGUAUGGGGAUGGCGGUAAACAACAUCGUCAUCGGAUCGAUAGGAACGCUUGAAAGGGAUCUAAGCUUCACCGAUGCUGCGCUCUGUGCGGUCUUUGGAAACCUCCUAGGCGGACUGGCGGUGGGCUAUAUGAGCACCUGGGGGCCUAGAAGUGGAAAUCGAACACUUAUCGUGGCCCGAUACUUUAUGGGAUAUUACCCCGCUAAGGUCUGUUGUUUGCUGAAUGUGCUGACCAAUCUGGGCUAUGGGAUGAUGAGUUCAAUGGUGGGAGGCCAAAUCCUCUCCAAACUAUCAGAUGGAAAGGUUUCGGUUGUUGUUGGGAUAGUGAUCGUUGCCGUGGCGAGCUGGCUCUUGGCCACAUUUGGCAUGCGUAUUUUCCAGCUCUAUGAACGAUACGCGUGGAUCGCGCAAUUAAUCACUCUCUGCAUUAUCCUCGGCUCAGCCGGACCCCGGUUCGACUUUGCUACCUCAUCAACUGGGACACCGCAGAAGAUCAACGGGAAUCGCCUAGCUUUUGUAUCCCUGUGUUUGUCAUCCAGUCUUUCAUGGUUGCCAGUGGCUGCGGACUAUUUUGUAAACUACCCGCCGACCCUCGGGAGAUGGACAACAUGGAUGGUCACUACCGUUGGGGCAUUCCUAGCCAUGACUUUCACUCACCUACUGGGUAUCGGCCUCGGGUCUGGCGUGGCACACACUCAGAAGUGGUCUACCAUCUAUGACGGCACAGCAGGGAGUUUGUUAAUGUUUGGCUAUGACCGACUCGGUGCCUUUGGCAAAUUCUGCGCUUUUAUCAACACUCUGAGCGUGGUAUCCAACAACGCUCCCGGCUCCUACUCCAUGUCGAUGAAUUUUCAGAUGCUGGGCGACGUGUGGUUGAAGGUUCCCCGCCCUGUGUUCACGAGUCUCAGCACGGUAAUCUAUACCGCGUGUGCCAUCGGUGGUCGAGAUUCGCUCUAUGAGGUUUUCAGUAACUUCCUGCCGCUAAUCUGCUACUGGACCAUUAUCUGGUUCACGAUCGUUCUGGAACAGGACCUGUUGUUCAACCGCGGCACAGGAUACGAUUGGUCUGCGUGGAAUGACCGAAAGAGGUUGCCGUCGGGCUUCGCGGCCUCUCUAGCCUUUCUCAUCGGCUGGGCGGGGGCGAUCGUUGGAAUGGAUCAAGUGUACUAUACCGGUCCAAUUGCAAGCGCGGUUACCGGGGGAUGUGAUUUAGGAAUCUGGCUUGGGAUUGGCUUCACGGGUAUUGCGUUUCCGCCGCUCAGACUGCUAGAAAUGAAAAUUAUCGGUCGCUGAGCCGUAUCUGAGAUAGGGCCUAAGAUAGGGGCUAAGAAACGCCAUGGCUUGCAUUGGCUUGCAUUGAGUAACUCGCAUCAUGCCAUCGGCGUUUUAGCUCGCUCGCUAAUUUGGAAGCCUCCACCGUCG
This is a messenger RNA of Aspergillus candidus, 2067 nucleotides long. RefSeq names its product putative purine-cytosine permease. The transcript is spliced from 5 exons. Gene Ontology annotation, molecular function: transmembrane transporter activity. Lineage: Eukaryota; Fungi; Ascomycota; Eurotiomycetes; Eurotiales; Aspergillaceae. Gene Ontology annotation, biological process: transmembrane transport. The record is from RefSeq and is a predicted model, not a curated record. Gene Ontology annotation, cellular component: fungal-type vacuole membrane; plasma membrane. Bases 421 to 1938 code for a protein of 505 amino acids.